AUGGAUCCCUCCACAGGGCCGGGCACACCGUCCCAUCAGUCCAAGUCCCGCGACAGCUCGACCGCCGCAUCGCCCACUGAUACUCGUCACCAGGCCGCAAGGUUUGACUCUUACGUCGCUUCUCGCGACGAAGGCCUGUCCGAGAGUUUCCAGUCCUUCCAAUCCACCGACACGGUGCGGAGGCGCCCAGAGGGUGGCUACGGCUCCGGCUCGCAAUACCUGGGCGAAGCUUCAGCUCACGAUCGUUCACAUUCUCGCCCUGCCCAAACUGCCAGAUCGCCCAUGAUGGGUCCCGAACGCCCUAAGGCCUCGAGGCCCCGAAAGCCACCGAUGCCCCGUCGACUUUCCACGAACCCAUCCGCACCACACCGCGGUGAGGUUUUCUCCGCCGACGAUGACAUCUACGAGGUUGAGGCAGACGCCACCGAGCGUCAUCAAGGCCAGCGCACCACCACCGCAUACAGUACCCGCCGCAGACCCCAGCUGGCAACCACUCUGUCGCGCGUGCAGUCCUCCCGCAGCGAGGAUGGCCAAGACGACGGAGACGAGGACGAGGGCCCUAGAACCCCCCGAGCCGAGGAUACCGUACCGGACGAGUUGGAACGAGACCCUUCGGUACGCCCCGAUGACGACGACGACGAGGAUAUCGGUGCUGAGUCUGAUGGCGACGUGAGCGACGCAGAGAGCUUCACCCUCAAGGACCGUCAGCAAGCCAUCAACCAGACACAUCCGUUCGGUAUACGAUUGUGGAAGCCUGCGCUGUACAAGAAGGACCGCUCGGUGCAGAAGAAUGCCGAGGGCGACAUUCAUUCCUCCCCCGGUGGCAGGGUUCACAGCUGGCUUCUCUUCUUCAACCUCCUUUGGACCUUGUUGUUUGGCUGGUGGAUGGCAGCUUUCUCGGCCCUCGGCGCACUCGUGUGCUUCUUGUUCGCCGCGACCCCGAGCGGCAGGGAGUAUGGCAGGGUCCUCUGGGGACUGGCCGGCUACCUGUUCUACCCCUUCGGCAAGUAUGUCCGUCUGGAGCAGGACGAGGCCUACCUGGACGAGGACCAAGACGAGGGACGAAGCAUUUCCGAGUACGAGCAGUGGCAAAGUGGUGACCUGGAGUACGGUCGGCUCUUCUUUGGCCCAGAGGGCUCUGAACGUAACCGAUCCAUCGUGGGCCGCUCGCGAAGGAGCAUCGACUCGGAACCGAGUGAGACAGACAGUCUUUUGGGUCGCUCUGGACGCGGCGAGCGAAGCCAGACUCCGCCGCAGACCAAGCGUCGGCUAUUCGGAAGGGGUCAGUGGAACAUUGGACGGGUGGUCUUCUUCCUGUUCUUCUACCUGCUGCUUUCGCCCUCGCUGAUCCUGGUCUCUCUGAUCUGCUGGUUCUUGGUCUUCUCGAUCCCCAUGGGCAAGGUCACCAUGCUGCUGUUUGACCAGCUGCGGCGUCACCCCUUGGCGCUCUCGUUCGAGUCCGACAUAGUGCUCGCCCGCACUGCCGACACGCCCCAUUCGUCCAUUUUGCUGUGCACCUACCGCGCGGUGGGCAUCAAGUAUUGGAAAUACACCAUCGACGGCACCAACGUGUUUCUGAUCAACCUCAUGGGUGUCGUCUUCUUCGUCAUCUUUGACUGGCUCAUCCUCGACAACGUCCUCCAUCUGCAUCUUUUCAUUACCUCGCCGGCCUUCCUCUUCAUUGCCGGUCUGUUCUCCAUCGUUCCGCUAGCCUACUUCAUCGGCCAAGCUGUCGCUUCCAUCUCGGCUCAAUCAUCCAUGGGGGUCGGCGCUGCCAUCAACGCGUUCUUCUCAACCAUUGUCGAAGUCUUCCUCUACUGCGUCGCCCUUAACCAAGGCAAGGGUCAGCUGGUCGAGGGAAGUAUCGUGGGAAGCAUCUUCGCGGGCAUACUCUUCCUACCCGGUCUUUCCAUGUGCUUUGGCGCCAUCAAGCGCAAGACGCAGCGGUUCAACGCCAGGUCCGCAGGCGUCACUUCGACGAUGCUGCUGUUUGCCGUCCUUGGGGCUUUCGGCCCUACUCUCUUCUAUCAAAUCUACGGCACCCAUGAGCUUAACUGCCUGGACUGCGUCAACCACAGCGGCAUCGGCGGCGGCAUCGGCGGCGGCUUGUCUCCCGUCGGCGACGGCCGCGACUGUAAGCGAUGCUUCUUUUCUCAGACCCCGGCCCUGAACGAUCGCUUCUACCUCGAAGCCGUUCGCCCAUUCUGCUAUUUCUGCGCCACGUUGCUGUUCCUUUCUUACAUUGUGGGACUUUGGUUUACCCUGCGAACUCACGCCGCUGUCAUCUGGAACUCAGAGAUCGACGAGAAGAAACACGAGGAGGCGCACGCACACGCACACGCCCAUGCCAGACAGUCGGGCCCUCACUCAUUCGCCGAAACCACUGGGACUUCGGUCGAUGUCCGCGACUCUCAUCUCUACAAGCGCAUUCUCGGCCAGUCGCUGAAGCAGGUGGGCCUUGCUACCAAGGGCGACGACACUUCCCGUCAUGGCUCCGUCGCUGGACUGGGACUGAGUACUGGCAACGGCAGCGUCAGCAUCCCGCAUGUCGUGCCCCCCAAGUCGAGCGGUAGUGACACAACACGCUCUGUCGUCCACAUCCCGGGAUUCUCAGAGGCAGAGAACAACGCUCUCGUCCGCGAGGUUGCAGAGAUGGCGGCCACCGCGGCCACCAUUGCAGCGAGGGAGCGGAUGCCUCGCAGGAUCUCGGCCCAGCCCGGCAGCUCAACUGGGGCCACUCCUCGCCCUCCUGCUCUGCGCACCGCAACAUUGGCCGAGAACGAGGACCUCGCGGCUGCCAGUACUGCCCAAGUGCCCCACGGUGGCCAUGACGCUCCGAAUUGGAGCCGUGGCAAGAGUGCUUUUAUCCUCAUGGGAGCCACCGUGCUCUACGCCAUCAUCGCCGAGAUUUUGGUUGACACCGUUGAUGUCGUUCUCGAGGGCUUCGCCAUCGACGAGAAGUUUCUGGGUAUCACUCUUUUCGCCCUGGUUCCCAACACGACUGAGUUCUUGAACGCCAUCUCGUUUGCGAUGAACGGCAAUAUCGCACUCUCCAUGGAGAUCGGUUCUGCUUACGCGCUGCAAGUCUGUUUGCUCCAGAUCCCAGCACUGGUGCUGUACUCUGCAUUCUACGCCACCACCGAGGGCGUCGAGGACGUGAGCGCGCACACGUUUGCGCUCCUGUUCCCUCAAUGGGAUAUGGUGACGGUGAUAAUCUGUGUCUUCCUGCUCAGCUACAUGUACGGCGAAGGGAAGAGUAACUACUUCAAGGGCAGCAUUCUGUUGCUGAGUUACCUCGUAGUUGUUGUCGGCUACUACUUCUCUGGAUACACCGAGGACGCCAUGAGCGUCAGCCGCUUCGAUGUCAUGGGAGCCGACGGACAGUACUCAUCUUUCAAGACCAUUGGCCGCAGUAUGAAUGGCGCUGUUCUUCAAGGAUAG
Molecule: messenger RNA, 3441 nt
Organism: Colletotrichum higginsianum IMI 349063
Lineage: Eukaryota; Fungi; Ascomycota; Sordariomycetes; Glomerellales; Glomerellaceae
Product: Sodium/calcium exchanger protein
Exons: 3
Coding region: 1-3441 (1146 amino acids)
Biological process (GO): intracellular calcium ion homeostasis; calcium ion transmembrane transport
Cellular component (GO): endomembrane system; membrane
Molecular function (GO): calcium:proton antiporter activity
Source: RefSeq, a predicted model, not a curated record